UUACAGUCAGGAUUUGUUCCUACCUUUGACGUAUUGGCAGCCCAGCACAAUCUGGAAUAGCUGAUGUUUCACCCUUUUCCAGGCAGGGUAGUUUUGAGUCUAAACCCCUAUUACUCUGUUCAGGGCUUUGGAAAGUAGAGUAAGGAGAAAACUUGGAAAAUUUCAUUAAGGCAUCAAAAUGUCACAAUCUGGAAUUAGUAAUAAAUAUUAUCAUGGGCUUUCUUUGUUGGAAGGGGGGCUCUAAUGCAAAUUCUUAAAUCCACAAAUGUGGCUGGAGUUCACAGCUCAAGGCAAACCUUGCAUGUGUAGUGGAAUCAAGAUUGUAGGCUGGUGCUGAUGGCUGUUGGAUGCUUUUUGCUUUGCUAUUUAUACCUUUCGCACAUGCAGCUCAUUCUCUGUGCUGUGAUCUGUUUGUGUCUUCAAAUGCAGUAGGCAUAUAUACCUGAGACAUCAGGUGAAGUUACAUCUCAACACUUUUUGAAACAUGACGUCUUUUCAUAACUGCGAGAUGAGGACUAAAGCUUGCUUCAGGGUUGAGAAAGAGAGUUGCCUUUAAAAGCUACUUAGGGAAGAGGCCAACAUUUAGUCUGGCUCAGGCUGUUCAUAUAAAACUUGGAAAAAAAUAAAUGAAAACAACUGAUGAGUCCAGAUAGAAGCUGAUGAUCUGCUCUGAAGUCAAUGGGAGCUACUCCAGGGACUGCAAGGGGAUACUGCAGUGGAUCUGAAGGUGAUAUAAGAAAGCAUUCUCCUGUGCUGCAGACUCCUGGAAAGAGAAGCCUCCCUGCAAGGCCAACCCUGAAGAUGUGGACUGCCAUUGUAUUCUUCCUACUGAUUUCCUUCUGCAUAUGUGAAAACAGAUUUUCUGUCCUGAAAGCCAGAGGGGUGCAUGUAGUGCGAAUAAGCAGGCUGACAACUGAAAAGCAAUGCAGGCAGGCUUGUAAAGGCCCAGCUGCUUCAGGUAACCAUCAGUGCAACUGGGCUGUGUCCUUCCAGAGUCACUGCGUUCUCUUGCGGUGUGACUGGCUAAGCAUGUGCCAGAAUGCUGGAGAACAAGACAUCAAAAAUCUACUGGGAGUUGUCUUCGGGGAAAGGGAAACUGUCCUGUUUCACCACCAAAGCUAUCAACAGGAAAAAGAGAGGAUGGUAAAUGCACAGAUGAAACAACACAACAGAGAAAACCUGUUUUUUCCAGCCACUCGGGCUUACAGUAUACACUUGAGGCAUUUGCUUGCUGCUGACUCAACAAAUACAGGAGCAACAACAAAUGCAAGUAAUGGUACCACCACCACAGUGACUGCCAGCACUACCACAGUCGUAUCAGCUCAUACAAAUAUGACUGUCCUCACCACAACUUCUAAAACAACUACAAAAGCCUCUGAUGCCUCUGGAAGUCUCCAGGCUACAGCUAUGUCAUCCACUGUCUUUUCUCCCACUCCUGCUAAUGUUACUGCUUCCACUUCCAGCAACAUCACCAAGCUUCCGAUCACCACUGAAAACUUAGGAAAUAGUAGCUUUGGCUCAGUACAGCCUCCUUCUCCCACUUCAGCUUCUCCCCUUGCUGCCACUUCUGAAGCAGGUACUCAAAUGAGUGAAACACAGCAGUUUAACCCAGCGAGCACUUCCCGCUCCAGUAACGUCACUUCUGUUGGAGUUGGCCUGACAACACCAAGCCCACCAUUAACCACCUCCCCACCACAGGGUGCCGAGACCUCUGCUGCACUCACCCCCUCUGUGAGUCCACGUUCUGUGAAGCCAACAACUGUAACAUUGCCAAAAACAAGUAGAGCCCCAACAUCCUUGAUCGAAUCAUCUUCUUUUCAGGAUUCCACGAAGGAUGCCAUGAUUUUAACUAGUGGCCCUACAGCAGAAGCUAUGACUGAGCAUGGAAUAAAGUCAACAUCUCACAUUGCUUCAACUAAGUAUACAACCACAGCUCCAGCAAACGCACCUGAAACAGCAACGCUGAGCAUUGCAGAAACUCAGGGCACAAACAGUGAAUAUCUUCUCAUCGCUGCUGAGCCUCUAACUCAGUACUUGGUGGAUAAGAGUUUGCUUCUUGCAGUGCUUUUAUUUGGUACAUUUUUUUUCAUAACUGUUAUAGUUCUUCUUCUUGUGCAGGCUUAUGAAAGUUAUAAAAAGAAGGAUUAUACGCAAGUGGAUUACCUGAUCAAUGGAAUGUAUGUGGACUCAGAGAUGUGAAAAGGUGGGGAUAAAGUAACGGGUAAGAGAGCUGGAAAGGAGGUCGAAAACGUACCCGACUUCUUUGUCUUUCCCAUUCGCCUAUAACACAAACUGAAAGUGCUUCCAAAGUUACUUCUGGUGCAAUUUAGGAGAAAUGCCAUGUACUGUAUUAAGAAAAAAAAUAUAUUUUUUAUUCAACUGCAAGAGAUUGCUUUAAGAAUAAUCAUUCUUAAAACUUUUCAGUAAUGCACAAUAGCUUUGGCCAUUAUUUUUCAUUGCAAAGCUAACCUAUCAAGGGGUAAGACAACAUCCUCUGAAAAUAACAUGGUGCUUUUUACACUGUUGGAGUGCAAGUUCAUCGUGUUUCAUUGGCUUCGUGUGCUCUUCCCUGGAAACAAAGCAAAGGAUGCUCUCAGCUUUUACAAAAUGCUCUGGCAUCACUAGAUGAGAAGUAUGAAGUAUUGCCACAACAGGGAACUUCUAAUCCAAUGUCAUGUUUCGGUACGCUUCUUGCUUGUUAAGAGGUCUGUUUACAAGGCAUUGUAAACACUGUUCACUGCUAACCCAAGAUAUCUUUUCACCAUGGAGCAGAUUACUGUGCCUCUGCAUUUACAUGAUCUUAUUUUUGUAUUCAUUCAAUAAAUGGGGCCCUGGAAGGGCAUAUCUUGUUGCA
Molecule: messenger RNA, 2854 nt
Organism: Numida meleagris (helmeted guineafowl)
Lineage: Eukaryota; Metazoa; Chordata; Aves; Galliformes; Numididae
Gene: C6H11orf24
Product: chromosome 6 C11orf24 homolog
Exons: 4
Coding region: 679-2199 (506 amino acids)
Source: RefSeq, a predicted model, not a curated record